AUGUCCUUUCAACUCGGGCAGGUAUCAGCUAGAGUGUGGAGUAUUCUUGAGGAGGAUACACGUUCCUGCUUUCCGAUCUCCUAUUUGGUCAUUGGCGACGAUAAAGUGUUAAUGAUCGAUACGGGAUGUGGCUGUGGGGACAUCUAUGCAUUUCUUAAGCAGCAAACUAUCAUUAAGGAGAAGAAGAUUAUUGUUGUGAACACGCACAAUCAUCCGGAGCAAG
Cooperia oncophora is the source of this 223-nucleotide messenger RNA. Lineage: Eukaryota; Metazoa; Nematoda; Chromadorea; Rhabditida; Trichostrongylidae. The record is from the annotation of a GenBank genome assembly.